Messenger RNA from Priceomyces carsonii, 1080 nucleotides. RefSeq lists its product as uncharacterized. The record is from RefSeq and is a predicted model, not a curated record. NCBI's taxonomy places the organism in Eukaryota, Fungi, Ascomycota, Pichiomycetes, Serinales, Debaryomycetaceae. Bases 1 to 1080 code for a protein of 359 amino acids. The transcript has a single exon.
AUGAGUAAGUCUCUUUCUGGUAUUCAAAGGCAGGCUGGCCCUGGAGAUGCUACAAGUAUGAGGUCCUCCUUCCUAGAAUUUCAACAUGCAGUAUCAACAUUUAAGCCUGGAGAGCACUCCAUGGAUGAUCUUCCCAAGCAACUUCCCAUCUUCAACUGGAAAACUGGAAAGUAUAAAAGAGCGUCUGGUUUGGAACCAGAGAGAGGGAGGAGGGUAAUAAGUAUGCCGCCGCUACCAAGCUUAGAUAGAAAGGUAUCCAAGUAUUUACCAGAUCUUCCUCAAUCAAAUGGAAAGCGAACAGUCUCUCUGAAUUUUGAGAACUAUAAGCUCAAGCAACAUACCGCAGCAUUUUCGAAGCCUCCUCCAACAAUUUUUGAAGAGGAUGAGCGACCGCAUAUCAACCCAACGUCUGUGAAGUUAGAAUCUACGCAUAAUAUUCAAUUACCGCAAAUAAUGGCUCUUCCAAGUGAUGAUGAUUCGACUUUAUUUUCAGAUAUUCCAACUACAACCGUAUCUUCACUUUAUGAGAGUUCGGAUGAUAUGGGCUCAGAUACGAAGUCUGGCGAUUCAAGUGAGUUACAAAGUACUAGUUCAGGAGCCACAUCGGACAUAAUUUCAUGCUAUGUAGAUAUCAAUGAUCUUCAACAGUGGGACACCAAUACGGACUACGAGGUGGGAAGCUAUAUAGAUAGUUUAUUUGGGAGUGAUUAUGAUGAAGCUGAUCAUGCUACUCAUGUAACUUCAAGAGCAUCUAAAAUGUCUCAAAUGUCUAAAGCUCUUCCAUCUAUACCACAUAGUGAAAAUGAAAUAAGGGUUAAUAAGUUAAGAAAGGGGUUGCAAGAAACAUGUUCCCUGCCACUGGUAAAUAACAGUCGUGGUUCUAUGAUUUCUGAUAAUCGUUCAUUAUCGCUAUCGCCCAUUAAAAGUAUAUCUGACUCAAAGCACGAAAUCAAAUCAUUUGUAAGGCAAAGACCCUACAGUGCAUGCUUAGACCUUGGAGAUAACUACAAUUAUUCAAGAUAUAAUAUUCCCCAUGAAAAAAAGGGCGCCAUGUUUCGUUGCUUUAAUAAUACUCCAUAA